Molecule: messenger RNA, 5144 nt
Organism: Haliotis rufescens (red abalone)
Lineage: Eukaryota; Metazoa; Mollusca; Gastropoda; Lepetellida; Haliotidae
Product: solute carrier family 46 member 3-like
Exons: 6
Coding region: 768-2192 (474 amino acids)
Biological process (GO): transmembrane transport
Cellular component (GO): membrane
Molecular function (GO): transmembrane transporter activity
Source: RefSeq, a predicted model, not a curated record
UCGUGAGAUUAUGUAUCUCUCUUGAAUCUUAACACCGACUGAAAAAGGUGUAUGUCAGGUAGAAUCAAUGUUAUUGAAUUUUGACGUAUAGCGCUAUAAUUAUCUAUGAGAUGUACCGGAACUACAGAUCACGUGAUUUGUACACUCCGCAAGGAACAGUGGGGCAUAAUGCCGACAAUCCCUACUCUUUCGAUGGUUUGCAUGGCGGACCAUGGCAAGGGCAACAAAAUGUGUCAUGAGUCCGAAGCACGCGCACAUGACAACAAUACUGUACUCUGAAGAUACCCCUCUAUCUGAUGUACCAGUCUUGGAGACUUGGAUGUCUGGGAUGAAAUUGAACGAAGUUUGCGACGUCUUUUAAAUAAUCCCACAAGGGUGAAGGAACUCUGUCUUAUCGUUCCACAAAUAUGGAACCUUUCACUUUACAAGAUUGGUUGAUUAUAGUAACAGCAACAAGUUACCCUCACAUGGCUUAGCACAAAUAUAUUUCACUGAAGAUCACAAGAGGUAGUUUGAGUAUCCAUAAUCUGUGCCAAGUAACAUAUCCACACACCGACAGUGUUCACAACUAGAUCCUGGAUCACACUGUCACAAUGCAACUGAUUAUCUCAACAUUAUGUCACAUGUCCACACGUAACACAUACCAAGCUAAUCAGCCUCACAACAUGCACUGCGCAAUUAUCGCGGCAUUAGGCUACACACCAUCUGCUUAGAACACAUGAACCAAAAUUCGUCCCAAUCUCCUGGUUGCAUGAUAUUGGACGAACAUGGAAUCUGCACCGCUACUUGAAGACAGGGAUAAAGACAAGUCUAAAGUGGGAAAUCUACUCAAGGCUAACGUUGUGUUUCUUGUUUUUCAAGUGGCUGUCAAUAUCCGCAAUCCACUGGUAACACAAUAUCUUUACAAGAGGUACUCCGAUGAGGAGUUCAAUAACAGCACAGGGCAUGUCAACUCUCCUAACCAAACAUCCCAGUGUUACGUCAAUGAAUCGGAUCCAGGAUAUAUGCUACAGGAAAAGGUUCAAGAAAAUACUUCGAACUGUCAAACGAUACUGACAGUUAUUGGAAGCUCCGGAGCAGUAAUCAGCUGCAUGUUUCUCGGGGCAUAUUCUGAUUUUCUUGGUCGACGGGUCCUUUUCAUAGCACCUUUAGCUGGAGUGGUUGUGAAGUUUUGGUUGACGACAGUUGUUAUUUACUGGAAUCUAGAUGUGAGAUACCUGUACAUUGGUGAGGCACUUCAAGGUUUUUCAGGGGGAUACAAUGGUGUGAUUCUAGCUAGUUAUGCCUACACAGCUGACAACACACCACCGAAGAACUCACGGACAGUAUGGAUCGCUGUGAUAGAUUUCACCACCUACCUGGCUGCUGCAGCUUCUCAGGUCAUUACUGGAUACUUCAUCAAAAACCUAGGCUAUCUCUACCCCUCUGUGACUACUGCCUUACUCAUGCUUCUGUCUCUCGUCCUUGUCGCUGUUCUUCUCCCGGAAACUAUCAACUCAGAUAGAAGAUCCCAAUACCCAACUCCAGUGAAAGCAGUGAAAAAUGUCUUUGGAUUCUACUUUUCAAAAGAUUUUGGACCAAAGGGAAGCCUUUUCUUGCUCACACUUGCAUCAUAUUUGAUAUUAUAUUUCAGUCAGAGUGGUGUGUAUUUUGUAGAAUAUCUUUUCCAACUUAACCUGCCUUUCUGUUGGGGCCCAGAGCUCAUCGGCUAUUUCAAUAUGGCAUUGUCCCUAACAAGACAAUUUCUAGGGAUUCCAGUCAUCAAACUCCUCCAUCUGUGCACCUCCGAUCCAGGAAUAUGUAUCAUAACAUCUAUCAUACAGGCGGGAGCCUAUGUCCUACACGGCCUGGCCAACACUGACGUCUUGCUCUUCUCUUUUGUUUUGCCCAAUGCUAUUGCAGGCCCUUUGUUUCCGGCACUGCGGGCUAUCAUGUCGAGAAUGGCCCCUGCUGAAAUGCAGGGAUCACUGUUUGCAGGUAUUGUACUGGUGAACAUCAUCUCAGAAGGUAUAGGGAUACCAGCUUUCAACGAGAUGUAUAAUGCCACUGUGAGGAUACUCCGUGGCUUCGCCUUUUUCGCCUGUGCGGGAUGCCAACUGUUGUCUGCAGUUAUCAUAGUAGUGUUCCUGUGUACAUCCCGCCGCGUCGUUGACACUGAUACCUCCACUGGUGUUGGCAUCAACGACGACUGAAAGCCAGGCCCCAUCAUCCCCCACCAGGACAAGUCUAUCACCGACACGAUGAUGUAGUGUCCUUGGCUGAUGUUUUCGACUGUGGAAUGAGGAUGAUACUGAGGCAUUGAUAUUCAAAUGACGCUGCAUGUACUACAUGGGCCCUAUUAGUUCGGGAAACCCGCCUUUCGGAUCAUAACUGUCGUUAACGUUGGGGUGAAGGGAGUGUGUGAUGGUGGAGUGAGGUUCGUGAUGUUGCAAUCAUGACUUUAUGUGUGCACACACCGUGUGAAACUUGAAACAGACAAAAAUGACAUGAUCAGUAUCUUAUCUUUAACACGAAGUACAUAGUGUGACACCCAACAUACAGCUAUCUCAACUAUACAGCAAACCAGUAUCACAAGUAGCGAGACGUCGCACCUUGGAUGAGUUUCCAUUUACAUAGAAAUUAAUUUUAUAAUUAUUUCAGGACUGAUUAGGAUGAAGGUUGGAAUACAAACAUAUCUCAAUUUGAAUAGGGUAUAAAUUGUUUUAAAGAAAAGUGAACGAUGCUGAUGACGGUCAUAUCCAAAUAUAUUUUGAGAAGGAACCAGUUGAGAAAUCUUUAUGGAAUUAUUCCAUUGAAAAUAACAUUAGGUGCAUGGAAAUUAACAACACUAAAAGCACAUUAAGAUACUUUGCACAUUGGUAAGUAACAAGUAUAAGAAACAUGAAAAGAAAACGAGACAAUUUUCCAUUUCCUCGAGGCCGCCACGACAGAUAGUCUUGUGACAUCAUCUACACAUCGAUCGAAACGUCAAACAUCAAUGUCCCGUGUUAGGAGCUCGAGUGAGUGAGUUGCCUCCCCUUCGCUUGAAACUUGUCUCCCUUGAUUAGUAUACCUUCAACCGCCUCACAGCUGUAGCUCGUUUGCUGCCAACUGUCACAGCUCCCUGCUACGCUGGACUCCACAACAUGGAGUUAAACUCGCAGCCUGACCGUUUUGUUUACAAACAAGUCAUGACUGUCGUGACGCUAAAUAUUUUUCAUUGCUAAAUUGCUAAAUUAGUUUGUCAAUUUCAUUUCAACUAUCAUAUAAUUGGUACAGGAUAGUUGUAAGGAGAAAGUUGCAGUGCUUUUCCGUGUGUCUACAAUCUCAAAUCUGAUUACAAAAACAACGUAAAUUCAUCUGGGAAAUAGUAACUCAGUAGUUGAUGCACCCAAUUAUACCAUCUAUUAUUGCACGUGUUGAAGUAUGUUAAGGGUGAUUUUUCUUUCUGUUACUAUACAUGGAGUUGACUCAUGAAACAUCAAGGUCACCGUAGUUUUAAUAAUGCAAGUGUCAUGGAAAAUAAAUAUAUACCUUGGAGACAAAAAUGAUAACGUCUUUCAUUGUGAAAACAUUUUGUUGAUUGUUCUAUGGUCAUAUCAGUCUUGUGGCUUCAAAUUUCAUCAGGAACACUCAUCUAUCAAAGCAUUAAUACUACAGGCAGGAUAGGCAUAUCUUCAGAAUUAGAUCCUCAGCAAGAAAUUAAAAAUACUUUACGGAAGCAAAAACACCCAUGACUUUUUAAGUGCCCAGUUAACAUUUUGUCUAUCAUUUUCUGUAACUAAUUCGACAAUGCAUUACAUAUGAGAUUGUAAACUAGUGACAAGUGUCUUCUACAAAAGCAAAUUAAUCAUCUGGAAUGUUAUUGCAAAGAUUGGAAUUUCUCUGUCAACAAGAACAAGACAAAAGUUAUUGUUUUUAAAAAUUGAGGUACACUAGCUAAAAGGGAGCAAUGGUUUUAUCAAGGACAUUCAUUAUAUGUUGUAUCGUUCUAUAAGUACUUAGGUGUAUAUUUUACAAACAGAUUGUCAUGGAAGAUGAUCCAAAUUGGAAUACUUCAACAUACGAAAGUUCUUGGAAAUAUAACCUAUAAUAAAUUCUUAUAAAUUUUCGAUACAAAAGUAAGCCCAAUUUAGGUAUAUGGGGUUUGGGGAUUAGAAUAAUUGAUGUUAUGGAAAAAGUACAUUUAUAUGCAUGCAAAAGAUUCCUUGGUGUGAAACCUAGUACGUCUAAUCUAAUGGUCUAUGGAGAAUGUGGACAAUACCCAUUAACUAUUUUUGCAAAGUUAAAGACGAUAAAGUACUGGAUCAAAUUAGUUAAAAUGCCUGUAACAAGAUAUCCAAAGAAAUGUUAUAACAUGUUAUUACUCUAUGAUCAACAAGGACAGACUAACUGGGCAUCUUCUGUUAAGCGUCAACUUUAUUCAUGUGGUUAUGGUAAUAUAUGGACAGAACAGGAUACGUUUAUACCUGGACACUUCAUAGAUGCUUUCACUCAUACCCUGAAAAAUAUGUACAUUCAAAAUUGGCAUUUUUCCUUAUCAUUUAUCCAAGAAACUAUCAAGCUAUUCCCUCUUUCAAAACAGUUUCUGUGGAGAGCAUUACUUUUUAGAUGUGACACUAAAACAUUUCGAAUUGCACUUGAAACUCUUUAACGUGAGAGAACACAGAAUUUGUCAGUUUUGUGAUUUAAACACUGUAGAAAGUGAAUACCAUUUCUAACUAUUUUGGGGGCGGUCGGGUAGCCAAGUGGUUAAAGCGUUCGCUCGUCACGCCGAAGACUCGGGUUCGAAUCCCGACAUGGGUACAAUGUGUGAAGCCCAUUUAUGGUGUCCCCCGACGUGAUAUUGCUAGAAUAUUGCUAAAAGCGGCGUAAAACCAAACUCACUCACUCACUCUUACUAUUUUGUCCGUUGUAUGCUGAACACAGAAAACAGUUCAUUGAUUAAUACCAUAUCCGUUACCCAAGUUUACAGAAAUGUGUUACAUUAAUGUCAAUUAAGAAUGUAGUAAUGACGAAAUAGCUGACAAUGUACAUACUGCAUGCUAUGAAGCUGAGAAGUUCCAAAUGUGUUACCUUAUAAAUGUAUAUACAUCCAUUACUAUAUAACAAGUACUAUAGGCCUAAGGCCUCCCAGUAUUAUGAAUAAACACACAUAUAUAUGA